Molecule: messenger RNA, 1252 nt
Organism: Capsicum annuum
Lineage: Eukaryota; Viridiplantae; Streptophyta; Magnoliopsida; Solanales; Solanaceae
Product: F-box/kelch-repeat protein At3g06240-like
Exons: 2
Coding region: 274-1251 (325 amino acids)
Source: RefSeq, a predicted model, not a curated record
AUUGUAUUUACAGUAAUAUUUUUGUUCUUGUUAGACUACACAACACCGUUAUAAUUGUAAAAUUAUACUGAAUAUAUUGUGGUUAAAACUCUAAUUUUUAAUUGCAGGGAAGCCAUCAAAGAAUAUUACUAUUACUGUGGAGAAGAGACUUGUGAAGCAAUCAAAAAGCAUAAAUCAGAUGGAUGUUGAUCAGGCCAUGGAAAUCCACUUCCCAGUGGAAACAAUCGUGGAAAUUCUCAUCAGGUUACCUGCUCAGUCUCUUCUCCGAUUCAAAUGUGCUUCAAAAUCUUGGAAGGCAUUGAUCUUGGAUCCAUACUUUACAAUCAUGCGAAGAAUAACAGGAAGUUUCUUAUCGCUCGAAUGAACCCUGAGGCUCGUACGAUUUCAUAUUAUUGUUCUUCUUUAUCAUCGGCUGAACCAUUACACAAGCUUGGUGGCCCUUUGAAUCAUGAUCUGGGCAAUUACGUGCUUGCGACGGAUUGUCUCUUCUUUGGUGCCCUUCCAUCCACAAAUGAAGCAGUACAACUUCCUAAUUAUGAAUUUCCAAUCGUAACUAGUUGCAGUUUUGGGUUGGGAUAUGACUUGAUUAGUGAUGACUAUAAGAUAUUUGCGACUGUAAUCGGCACUUAUGGUCACAGACGACCCAAUAAAAUCCUUUCAUUGAAGAGUGGUUCUUGGAGAGAAAUUGAUAACCAUACUCGUGGCUCUUGCAGUAGUGAUGGUUUGGCAUUUGUUCGUGGUGCAUUUCAUUGGAUCCUCAAGGAUGAUUUACUCAAGUAUUUUGUAAUUUCAUUUAAUAUAUCAAAUGAGGUGUACGGAGAGAUAUCAUUGCCCGAGGAAAUUUGCAAUAUUUGCAUUGGUGGCUACGUAAUAAGUAGCGUUUCAAUAUUACAAGGAAUGCUUUGUGCUUAUUGUACUUGCCGAGAUACGGAGGCGGACACUUUUAAAUUAUGGAUAAUGAAAGACUAUGGUGUCAAGGAAUCUUGGACUAAACUAUUUACUAUGCGAGAGGCCCAUCUACUUUUUGCCGCACCGAGAUACAUGUUUGUGGAUGGUGAAGUGCUACUCUACUACCAAGAGGCUGGAUGUCGUCGUUGCUUUAGGACAUCCAAAGGACCAUAUGAAUCGUUGGAUUCACAUCGGGGUUUACUACAUGGAUUCGUUUAUAUAGAAAGUUUGAUUUCUCCAAAGUUACUUAUCAAGUAUUCGCUUAUGUUUGAUCAGGUCACACAGUUUUUAUUAUUUUUGUGAA